AUGCCCACGGCCGGCGAUGCUGCCGCCCCCGCCCUGCUGACGCACGACGCUGUAGACGCCGCUCCCGCCCUUGCGUCGUCCUCCAGCACGCUCUCCGAGUGCGAGAGCUUCGCUGCGCCCACCGUCAGCACCAACCACCACCCGCACAGCGCCGCCGGCAGCAGCAGCCACCGCGCUCUCCCCGCGGCGGAUCCUGCUCGCGCCGCGCCUCCUGAUCCUGCGGCGCCCACUGCCACCACCAGCACCACCACGACAGCGACCGCAACAGCGACGAUGCCGGCGAGGAAGCACGACGCUCCAGCCACACCCCCGGGCGCCACCGCGCUCCAGCCACAGCCCGACGCCAAGCCCCGUCGCGUCCGAAAGCGGAAGGACGCCGACGCCAAGGACGACACGCCGCACGUGAAGCCCCGCCGCGGCCGAGCCGCCAAGGACAAGCCCGCCGUCGCCGCCCCAGCCGCCCCAGCCGCCGCUGCCGCCGCUGCCGCCGCCCCCAAGCGCGCGCGGAAGCGGCCCAAGCUGGACAACCUGCCCGCCCUGCAGCCCGCGCCCGCCCCGCGCGCCCCC
Molecule: messenger RNA, 567 nt
Organism: Ophidiomyces ophidiicola
Lineage: Eukaryota; Fungi; Ascomycota; Eurotiomycetes; Onygenales; Onygenaceae
Exons: 1
Source: RefSeq, a predicted model, not a curated record